Messenger RNA from Tauraco erythrolophus (red-crested turaco), 537 nucleotides. The record is from RefSeq and is a predicted model, not a curated record. NCBI's taxonomy places the organism in Eukaryota, Metazoa, Chordata, Aves, Musophagiformes, Musophagidae.
UUAAAGGCAGAUGACGAGCACUACAUCCCGCGAGCUGUGCUGCUGGACCUGGAGCCCCGGGUUAUCCACUCCAUCCUGAACUCCCCAUACGCCAACCUCUACAACCCAGAAAACAUCUACCUGUCAGAGCAUGGAGGGGGAGCUGGGAACAACUGGGCCAGUGGCUUCUCACAGGGAGAGAAAAUCCACGAAGAUAUUUUUGACAUAAUAGACAGAGAGGCUGAUGGGAGCGACAGUUUGGAAGGUUUUGUGCUUUGCCACUCCAUCGCCGGCGGAACGGGCUCUGGGCUGGGCUCGUACCUCCUGGAGAGACUGAAUGACAGGUAUCCCAAGAAGCUGGUGGAAACCUACUCGGUUUUCCCAAACCAGGAUGAGAUGAGCGAUGUUGUCGUCCAGCCAUACAACUCUCUGCUGACGCUGAAGAGGCUGACUCAGAACGCCGACUGCGUGGUGGUUCUGGACAACACGGCCUUGAAUCGGAUCGCGACAGACCGGCUGCACAUUCAGAACCCGUCGUUCUCUCAGAUCAACCAGCUG